AUGUAUCCGUCCACCAUGUCCAGCGGCCUCAUGGCUACCUUGUCACUGUCUGGCCUGGCACUUGGACAUCCUACACGCGACGUCAGCUGCGAUCCGAUCCAUCUGCUCGUCGCCCGUGGUAGCAACGAGAAAGCCGGCCCUGGCCAGUUGCUUUCGCUGGCCAACGACAUCAUCGCAGCAAAUCCCGGAGCAACGUAUGAGUCCAUUGACUAUCCGGCCAUCUUGAACCCUUAUGGGCCAUCUGUGAAGCAGGGCACCGUGGCUGUUAAGCAGCAGCUCACCGACUAUGUGAAAAGCUGCCCUGAUUCAAAGAUUGUGCUCCUUGGCUACUCCCAGGGAGCUCAGAUCACUGGUGAUGCGCUCUGCGGUGGUGAUGCCGCUGGCACCGGGCCAGUCACACCACCAAUCGAUGCGGCCAUUGCUAGCCAUGUUACUGCUAUUGUUUGGUAUGGCGAUCCCCGCCAUAACGUGAGCGCCUCCUAUGACCAAGGAACUGCUACUACUGAUGGGCUUUAUGUCCGUCCUGCUUCCCAGUCUUGUGACGCGUUCUCGGACUUGAUUGCAUCAUACUGCGACUUGGGCGACCCCUAUUGUUCUGUUGGCAACAAUGUGUGGGUUCAUUUGACGUACCCUUCCAGGCACGACUGGCCGGCAGCAGCUUUUGUCAAUGCAAAGCUCGCAGGUUAA
Messenger RNA from Akanthomyces muscarius, 687 nucleotides. RefSeq lists its product as uncharacterized. The coding region runs from base 1 to 687 and encodes 228 amino acids. Lineage: Eukaryota; Fungi; Ascomycota; Sordariomycetes; Hypocreales; Cordycipitaceae. The record is from RefSeq and is a predicted model, not a curated record. Gene Ontology annotation, molecular function: hydrolase activity. The transcript has 3 exons.